AUGGUCUGCACCUUCUUCGCCGGCAUCCUUUUAGCUCUAGCACAACACCUCUGGUACAGGUUCCUCCACCAUAGGCCGACAACCAGCGAAGAUCAGAAAGUCCGUUGGGUCUUGUACGGCCGUGUAUUAGCCUACUUGUCGAAGGUAGCUUUCGGCGGAUGCUGCGUCUUAGUCUUUCGGCAACGCAUGUGGAGGACAUUUCGAGACCGAGCGCUAUCUGUGUUGUCGAUAGAUCAGCUCUUUGGUGCGACGGACGACCCAUCACUGUUCGCCAAUUGGGAGACCGUCUCCAAUGCUCCGGUUGCUGUAGCGAUUGCUACAGUAUUUUGGUUAAUCCCACUUGCAACCAUUAUCUUUUCGCCCGGUGCGCUAACGUUCGGCGAUUUCCUUAUGGGGAAUUCCACUACCCGAGGCGUGCCCCAUAUCAACUUCACACAUGAGACAGUCAAGGACUGGCGCCAUCCGAUAUCAUACGUUCCUGAUGAUAAUGAUCUCCUGGCAAAAGGUGGAUACAAGAGAUCAAUCAUGUACUACAACACGACAGACAAGUCUUCCAACUCUACGAGCCAGGACUGGUUUGACUACUACGACCAGCCUUCUGCCGAACUGAGACGUGUGGCUCUACUCUUUGGAUACAACAUGAUGAGCCACUCCACGCACAGAUUAAAUGCACGGCUAACUGUCUGUGGCAAUGAUGAUGGAGGACCGUACAAUUGCACCUUCACGCAGUCAUUCGUCGCACCCGCUUACAAGUGCGACCUUAUUGCGAAUAGUACUGACGACAACGGUCGACUGUCUGAGCUCGGCGCUCCUUUUAAUACGUCAGCACUCGUGCCUGAAGGUCGCAACAUUUAUCAGGCCGAAGUGGAUAAGGGAGGCUACAAGCACCCGCAGAUGGACAACUUUCAGAGAGGCCCAGGAGGUAUUCCUGUUGGUGAAGCCCCAGACGAUCUUGGGGUCUUCAAGUCAGAACCCGUUCUCUGGAUCGGGAUGUCACACAACACGACCGAACCACUGCCCUCAGAUUCACCGUUUCGCAGUAUCUGGACACAUCGCUAUCAGCUACAGGUCUUUCGGUGUGUGAUGAACGAAGCCAGAUACAAGGUCAAGUGGAGCCUUACUGGGCCGUAUUUCAUGGAGAUACCGACCAUUGAAGAAUACCUGGGACCAGUCUUGGAUACAAACUUCACUAGGAACGAGGACGGAUCACUCAAUUACGAUGCGGACCCAGGACCGGCGGAGAACUUCAUCAGACCUCUUCCCGACGUGAGAUUGUACAAGAAAGUAGCAGCCUACCACGCGAUGGGUGACGUGCUCCGCGACUUCCUUAAGGGUCAUAUCGAACUUGAGCCUCCCUUGCCGGGUCCCUCAUACGCAGUGGUGGCCUCGGAUGUGACGAAGACGCGCUUAGUCGACGUCAAGAGUCUACCCAAGAAGGACUUUGGCAUGGAGCUUCAGAGUUUCUUCAGCGACCUGGUCCUAUCGCUCUACUCCACACCCGAAAUGCUUGUCGUCGAUAACCAAGAACUGGAGAUGAACCGCACACAAUGGCGCUCCUCAUUUGUCUACAUACCCAAACGACUUUGGAUGUGCUACGCCCCUGUCAUCGCCGUCACACUCAUCAUCCUGCUCUUCGGCAUAUUCACGAUCUGGGAAGACGGGACGACUUUCUCCACGGGCUUCUCGCGCAUCCUUGUCACUACGAGAAACACGACGCUGGAUGAUAUCAGCCGCGGUGCUUGUCUGGGGAACGACCCGUUCCCGAUGGAGCUCAUGCAUACGAGACUCAAGUUCGGCGUCUUGAGUGAAGGGAGUGAAGGGAGCGAGAAUAAGCUUAUGGGCUCGGAGGGGUUUCAGCAUUGUGCGUUUGGGGUUGCGAGCGAGAUCGCGCCGAUUAGACACUGCGUGCCGUAUGCGGGUUUGAGGCGGCGGAGACAGAAGUUGGAAGAGACCGACGAGUAG
Molecule: messenger RNA, 1962 nt
Organism: Didymella exigua CBS 183.55
Lineage: Eukaryota; Fungi; Ascomycota; Dothideomycetes; Pleosporales; Didymellaceae
Exons: 1
Coding region: 1-1962 (653 amino acids)
Source: RefSeq, a predicted model, not a curated record